UCUAACAUGCACAAAGAAGAAGAUUAAGAGAAAGAUAGAAAUUAGAAAGAGAGUUACUUUGAGUUUAAAAGAUGAUGAUGAACUUCCCAAUUAUUAGCUUGGAGAAACUCAAUGGUGUUGAAAGAAAAGAUACCAUGGAGAAAAUUAAGGAUGCUUGUGAGAAUUGGGGAUUCUUUGAGCUGGUGAAUCAUGGUAUACCCCAUGACCUUAUGGACACAUUGGAGAGGUUGACCAAAGAGCACUAUAGGAAAUGCAUGGAGCAUAGGUUUAAGGAAGUCAUAUCAAGCAAAGGCUUAGAUGUUGUCCAAACUGAGGUCAAAGAUAUGGAUUGGGAAAGCACCUUCCAUGUUCGUCACCUCCCUGAAUCAAACAUUUCAGAGAUACCUGAUCUCAGUGAUGAAUACAGGAAAGUAAUGAAGGAAUUUUCUCUGAGGUUAGAGAAACUAGCAGAAGAGCUUUUGGAUUUGUUAUGUGAGAAUCUUGGACUAGAGAAAGGUUACCUUAAAAAGGCAUUUUAUGGAUCAAGAGGACCAACUUUUGGCACCAAAGUAGCCAACUACCCUCAAUGCCCAAAUCCAGAGCUGGUGAAGGGUCUUCGUGCUCACACCGAUGCCGGAGGAAUCAUCCUUCUCUUCCAGGAUGAUAAGGUCAGUGGCCUACAAUUGCUCAAAGAUGGCCAGUGGGUUGAUGUUCCCCCAAUGCGCCACUCCAUCGUUGUCAACCUUGGUGACCAACUUGAGGUAAUAACAAAUGGCAAGUACAAGAGUGUGGAACACCGUGUGAUAGCACAAACAAAUGGAACAAGAAUGUCCAUAGCAUCAUUCUACAACCCUGGGAGUGAUGCUGUCAUUUACCCUGCUCCAGAAUUGUUGGAAAAACAGACAGAGGAAAAACACAAUGUGUACCCAAAAUUUGUGUUUGAAGAGUACAUGAAGAUCUAUGCUGCUUUAAAAUUCCAUGCUAAGGAACCAAGAUUUGAAGCCCUGAAAGAAUCAAAUGUAAAUUUGGGUCCAAUUGCAAUUGUUUAAUGAAAUUUAAACAAGUAAAAUAAAUAUAGGGUUAAAUAUAUCUGUAAAUGUCUUAUAUUUUGCUUUUAGUCUAUAUACUCACAUUUUAAUCUCUGCAAAAAAGAAAAAACUCACAUUUUAUAGGCUCUAAAGAGAGAGACUAAAAGUAUACAACUUUGUAAACUUUUUUUACGGGUGUACAACUUUGUAACUUGAAGGAUUGAAAAGUGAGUACAUGAUUAAAAACGAAAUUUUAGAUAUUUAUAAGAAAUAGAAACAUAUUUAAUUUUAAUUAUUAUUAUAAUACUUUCUACGAUGUCUUUGAAUUGA
This is a messenger RNA of Medicago truncatula (barrel medic), 1337 nucleotides long. Its product is annotated as 1-aminocyclopropane-1-carboxylate oxidase. NCBI's taxonomy places the organism in Eukaryota, Viridiplantae, Streptophyta, Magnoliopsida, Fabales, Fabaceae. The record is from RefSeq and is a predicted model, not a curated record. Bases 72 to 1028 code for a protein of 318 amino acids. The transcript is spliced from 4 exons.